UCAUGCUGUGUCCCCGUUUGCAGUAAUGGAACAAGAACAGGAUCCAGCUAUGCAAGAAAAUGCCACCAUCAGGGCAAUCAGAGAAGAAUACAGGAAAGCUUUUGUGUAUGUUAAUAAAGGCCUGAACACAGAUGAGCUGGGACAGAAGGAAGAAGCAAGGCAUUAUUACAAGCAGGGGAUUGACCACCUGCUGAAGGGAGUCCAUAUUCCUUCCCAAGGUCCUGAAUGUGCAGGACCCCAAUGGGAUGCUGUCAGGCAGAUGCAGCAGAAGAUGAGGGAUACCCUACAAAAUGUUAGUGCUCGGCUGAGCGUUCUAGAUGAGAAUGUGCAGCCCAAUCCCAUGGAAGUGGGUGCUUCUGCAGAGGUACCUAGAUUAUAUCCAGCAAUUCCUGUUAAAAAAAAGCCCGGGAGGCCUCCUGUGCCUGAUUCAUUGAAAUCACCUCCUUCUUCAAAGGCUCUGUCUGUAGAAGCACCCCCUGCUUAUACCCCGGAGGCCACCGAUGGGCACUAUACCGUGUCCUAUGGAACGUACUCUGGGGAGUUCUCAUCAGUUGGAGAAGAUUUCUACAACAAAAACAUGCAGCCGCCUCCUGUUCAGAAUUUUGGAGUGGAAGCAGACGAGCUGAUCCUCAUUCCGCACGGGGUGCAGAUAUUCUACGUGACACCUGAUGGGCAAGUUAGCGCUCCCUCGUAUCCUGGAUAUCUUCGGAUUGUGAAGUUCUUGGACAGUGACGAAGCACGGGCCCAAAAUCAUCCCCCUGCUUUUCUUCAGGUUUGUGACUGGCUAUAUCCCCUGAUGUGCUCUCAGUCGCCUGUUCUCUCCUGCAGUAGUGGAGUGUACAUGUUCCCUGACGUGAUGUCACAGGUGUCAGGAUCCUACGUGGGAGUAGUGUUAUCUUCGGAACUCCCCGCUGCUGUCAGAGAACUAUUUGAAGAUCUGCUGAAGCAGAUGUCUGACCUUCGAGUGCAGCCAGCUGAGGCUUCCAGUGAUGUGAUCAACCUCCGCCAAACAGUGCGUAUUCAGCCAGAGCCUGAAGAGGGGGCAAGAGCAAUACCUGACUGGAGUGAGAAGGUCGCCCAUGGGAUCUUAACAGGAGCCUCCUGGGUGAGCUGGGGUCUGGUCAAAGGAGCCGAAUAUACUGGAAAAGCCAUUCACGCGGGAGCAUCUAAACUGCGAGAACACAUUCAGCCGGAGGAAAAACCUGUGGAAGUCAACCCAACUGUAGCAAAGAGUCUCCAAGUAGCAAAGCAAGCUACAGGAGGGGCGGUAAAAGUCAGCCAGUUCUUAGUUGAAAGUGUGUGCUCAAUUGCAAGUUGUGUUGGAAGAGAGUUAGCCCCUCAUGUCAAGAAGCAUGGAUGCAAACUGGUUCCAGACGCGCUUAAGAAAGACAAAGAUGGGAAAUCGACUUUGGAUGGGGCUCUUGUUGUAGCUGCAAGUGGAGUUCAAGGGUUUUCCACAAUCUGGCUCGGUUUGGAAGGUGCUGCAAAAUGCAUUGCUAAAAAUGUAUCCACAGAGACGGUUCAGACUGUCAAGCACAAGUAA
This is a messenger RNA of Euleptes europaea (tarantolino), 1543 nucleotides long. It is a transcript of the gene SPART, whose product is annotated as spartin. NCBI's taxonomy places the organism in Eukaryota, Metazoa, Chordata, Lepidosauria, Squamata, Sphaerodactylidae. The transcript is spliced from 6 exons. The record is from RefSeq and is a predicted model, not a curated record. Gene Ontology annotation, cellular component: plasma membrane. The coding region runs from base 26 to 1543 and encodes 505 amino acids. Gene Ontology annotation, biological process: negative regulation of BMP signaling pathway; cell division.